Heterocephalus glaber (naked mole-rat) is the source of this 1952-nucleotide messenger RNA. It is a transcript of the gene Lbx1, whose product is annotated as ladybird homeobox 1. Gene Ontology annotation, biological process: regulation of transcription by RNA polymerase II. Lineage: Eukaryota; Metazoa; Chordata; Mammalia; Rodentia; Bathyergidae. Gene Ontology annotation, cellular component: nucleus. Gene Ontology annotation, molecular function: sequence-specific double-stranded DNA binding; DNA-binding transcription factor activity, RNA polymerase II-specific. The record is from RefSeq and is a predicted model, not a curated record.
GCGCGGCCUCCUUGCCGCCCCCCGCCGCCUGUCCUCACCGCCUGGCGCCCGAGCUGCCCGCGGUCUGGGUCCUCGCGGUCGGAACCGCCACGGCCGGGCCCCCAAACGAGGCCGAGAUGACUUCCAAGGAGGACAGCAAGGUGGCGCCGGGGGAGGAGCGGCGGCGCAGCCCCCUGGACCACCUGCCGCCGCCCGCCAACUCCAACAAGCCGCUGACGCCGUUCAGCAUCGAGGACAUCCUCAACAAGCCGUCCGUGCGGAGAAGUUACUCGCUGUGCGGGGCGGCGCACCUGCUGGCGGCCGCGGACAAGCACGCGCCGGGCGGCUUGCCCCUGGCGGGCCGCGCGCUGCUCUCGCAGACCUCGCCGCUGUGCGCGCUGGAGGAGCUCGCCAGCAAGACCUUUAAGGGGCUGGAGGUCAGCGUCCUGCAGGCGGCCGAAGGCCGAGAUGGGAUGACCAUCUUUGGGCAGCGGCAGACCCCCAAGAAGCGGCGAAAGUCGCGCACGGCCUUCACUAACCACCAGAUCUACGAGCUGGAAAAGCGAUUCCUGUACCAGAAGUACCUGUCCCCGGCAGACCGCGACCAAAUCGCGCAGCAGCUGGGCCUCACCAACGCCCAGGUCAUCACCUGGUUCCAGAACCGGCGUGCCAAGCUCAAGCGGGACCUGGAGGAGAUGAAGGCCGACGUGGAGUCCGCCAAGAAACUGGGUCCCAGCGGGCAGAUGGACAUCGUUGCGCUGGCCGAACUCGAGCAGAACUCGGAGGCCGCAGGCGGCGGCAGCGGCUGCGGCAGGGCCAAGUCGAGGCCGGGCUCCCCGGCGCUCCCCCCAGGCGCCCCGCAGGGCCCGGGCGCCGGACCCUUGCAGCUCUCGCCGGCCUCUCCGCUCACGGACCAGCGGACCAGCAGCCAGGACUGCUCAGAGGACGAGGAAGACGAAGAGAUCGACGUGGACGACUGAGCGGCGGCGUCUCCUGCCUUCUCGGUCCUCUAGCUCGAGCGCCGCCGCCUCCGGACCUGACCUGGAGGGGAGCGAGGAUGCCUCCGCAGCUCCUGCUUCCUUCCCUGUCCCCAGGCCUGGACUCCCGGCAGCCGCUCUUCCCUCUCAAAGCAAUAAACCCUGGCGGACUGGGCCGGCGCCUCGCCUCGAGCGGCCUCCGCUGCCUGAGCCCUCGCCGUGCAAUUCUGUAUGGCUUCUGUAUGAAUAUUUAAACCUAUAUAGUGAGUCCUUCCCACCGCAGCCUGAAUUCUUUUCUUUCUCUUAUUUUUUUAAACACCAGAUACUUCGAUGUUUGCGAAGCUCUGGCUUGCAGGGCUGGCUGAGGGCGAGGCAGAAUCCAGAACGAAUGAGCGCUAACCCUGAGAUUUAGAAAGGGGCAGCUCCGGCCUUUCGGUUUUUCUCUGCAUGUGGUGAAUGCAUCGGCCGGCUCCCUCCCGCGUCCCUCGGCCUGUCUCAGUUGACUUCUUUUCUUUCUUUCUGCUUUUUUCCUGCGUGGGAAGGGAGUGAGGGGGCAGCCCGGUCCUGACUUGCAAGUUUGGAAAUCGAUCUUUCCUUCCCCGCCAGAGAGCUGUCUUCGAUGCCGUUUCUGCCUCCGAUGAUGCCCACUAACAUCAUUUUUAAGAUUCUUACCUCCCUCCUGCAUUUUUUCAGACUGACUGCUGAAGUCUGGUUCUUAACGGCAAAGCAGGGGGACAUCCAAUCAGCCAAACAUUGGAAACAGAACCCAAAGCCCUAGAAUUUUUUUACUCUUUUUAGAAUUUUUCUGCAUGUGACAGAGACAGGAGGAGGCCGACCCAGGUCCUCUUCCCCAGCUCCUCCGCAAGCUGGGUCUCUCCCCGUCUAACACCCCACUCCUAGUUCCACUUUGUCAGGAAAGGGUGGCCUGGUGAGGAUGGGUCUGGCGUGCCCUUUUCCUGCUCCUGCCCUGCCCUCUCCUCUGCGGACUGUACUCGA